UUGACCACCAAGAUCUGCGUCCUCCCUGUCGUUUCGCGCCUCCCAUUUUGCGCCACUCCGAUCCAGUCUUCACUCCCCCACACCAAUCCCGUUUCCGCGCAUGCCGACUUCCCGAACCUGGUCAGACUCCAGAGCACGGCCUUGGACGAGUUGCUCGACCACUCCGCCUCGGGUGCAGACCUUGCCGUCAAUCUCAAGCAAGCUGAGUUGGCUGUCAGUGAUCUCGUCACUCUGGUCAGAGCGAGUAACCUCACCGCCAAGGACGUCCUCGCGGACGCACUCUUCGGGUUUGUCGGCGAUGCCAAGGUCGCCGGGCGCGGCUUGCAGCGACUCGCUUCGAAGGUGCACAGCGUCGCAGAUACUAUGUCUGCCUUCAACAGCUACGCCUACUAUAAGAUCGAAGAAACCCGGAAAGGCGGACCCGCUAGCACCGACGUCACCCUCACUCAUGUAUUCCAUUCCUCCAUGGACAACUUCGCCUCCCAGCUCACCCGCAUCAUCUUCGACGGCACUGCGGUAGCCUUACAGUUGGACGCAUUGGAGGAGCGCCUUGCAGCCGUUCAUAGCCUCUGCGUGCAAGAAAAGAUCUCCAUGCACGCGGUCUUGGAUGAUCUUCUCUCGGAGCUCUGGACGAUACUCGGGGGGAACUCGAGCAAGUUGCAGGCCCUCAGGGAUGGGCGGGCCAUCCUGCACGACGUGGAGAAGUACCGCGGUCUCGCAGUCGCGUACGUUGCAGCAACGGUGCACAGUCUGGUGGUUGUCGACGCCGACCUCGGUGAGCUUCGGGAGAAAGUCAACUCGGCCGGUUUCGUCGGGGUUCCGAUGGAGGUGCAGCUCGCGAGCAUCGAGCGUAGCAUCAUGCGUCUUCGG
This is a messenger RNA of Trametes versicolor FP-101664 SS1, 870 nucleotides long. RefSeq lists its product as uncharacterized. The record is from RefSeq and is a predicted model, not a curated record. Lineage: Eukaryota; Fungi; Basidiomycota; Agaricomycetes; Polyporales; Polyporaceae. The transcript is spliced from 2 exons. The annotation marks the transcript as partial.